GCGGCCAUAAAGAAAACAGAUCUUCAAGGACUGAAGAGGAAGCAAGUAACCAUUAAUGAAAUAAUGGUCAUGUAGCACAUUAGGAAUCCCAGUGUUGUGAAUUAUUUAGACAGCUAUCUUGUGGACAAUGAACUCUGGCUGGUUAUGGAGUACAUGGAUGGAGGCACUCUGAGCGAUGUAAUUAAUGAGACUUAAAUGACUGAAGAUGAGAUUGCAGCUGUCAGUCAGGAGUGCCUGCAGGGACUCGAUUUUCUUCACUCCAACCACGUGAUCCACCGAGAUGUGAAGAGUUGCAACAUUCUUCUCAGAACCGAUGGCUCUGUCAAGCUGGAUCAGUAUAUUCUUGCUGAUUUUGGCCUCUCUGCUCAGCUCACCCCUGAGCAGAAUCAGCGAAAUUCYGUGAUCGGGACUCCUUGGUGGAUGGCGCCUGAAAUGGUGACACGUAAACCAUAUGGCSCCAAAGUGGACAUAUGGUCUUUUGGCAUCGUCUGUUAUGAAAUGGUGGAAGAAKAAGUUCCUUACAUCAAUGAAAGUCCUUCCUUGGCUCAGCGCCUGAUAGCCAGGCAUGGAGCCCCAGAGCUGCAACAUCCUGAGCUCCUCUCAGCUCUGCUGCGGCACUUCCUGAGCUGCUGCCUGCAGAGAGACGAGGAGCGGYGCUGGUCUGCCAAGGAGCUCCUGCAGUUAAAAUGCUCGCAGGCACUGAAGGAGCUGUGGCUGGGCACACUACAGCGGACCCAGGGAACCCAUGUGAGCCAUGUGCCUACCAUCAGAGCCCUGGAGAAGGAGCUGAUCCGCUGCCGUGCAGGCAGAACAUGGAGCACCAGGCAGCUGGAGACGGUUAUUGAAGAUCUGGAAAAGGCUGACAACAAGGACCAGCAAUGGAGGCAGCCAGUGAUGGACAAGAACUUGGCUUCUCUCCAGCAGCAAGGGCCCAGCACCAAGGGCGUUUUCAGAAGAGCCGGAAACACCAAAGCUCUUCAAGAGCUGCGGCAGGCCCUGGACCAUGGCCAGCCUGUGGACAUGGCCRGCCAGCCCGUGCUGCUGCUGGCCAUCAUUCUCAAGGACUUCCUAAGAAGCAUCCCCUCCAAGUUCCUCAUCUGUGACCUCUACGAGGACUGGAUGGCUGCAAUUCAGACUGCCAGUAUGGAAACCAAGAUCCGUCAGCUGCAAGCGGUGGCCAAGAAGUUGUCUGCGGCAAAUGUGCUCCUCCUCAGGCAGCUGCUGUCAGUGCUGAAAGACAUCAGCAAGAAUGUGUCCAGCACAAAAACGACCAUCAGCAACCUGGCCAUCUGCCUGGGGACAACGCUGCUGAGCCCACCCCAGGAGGAGCAGCUGGAGCUCCAGGCCCUGCUAGCCAAGAACCAGAAG
Malurus melanocephalus (red-backed fairy wren) is the source of this 1368-nucleotide messenger RNA. RefSeq names its product serine/threonine-protein kinase PAK 1-like. The annotation marks the transcript as partial. The transcript is spliced from 13 exons. Gene Ontology annotation, biological process: regulation of actin cytoskeleton organization; intracellular signal transduction; regulation of MAPK cascade. Gene Ontology annotation, molecular function: protein serine/threonine kinase activity; ATP binding. Gene Ontology annotation, cellular component: cytoplasm. The record is from RefSeq and is a predicted model, not a curated record. Lineage: Eukaryota; Metazoa; Chordata; Aves; Passeriformes; Maluridae.